Sinocyclocheilus rhinocerous is the source of this 3996-nucleotide messenger RNA. RefSeq names its product TOX high mobility group box family member 3-like. Gene Ontology annotation, cellular component: nucleus. The record is from RefSeq and is a predicted model, not a curated record. Gene Ontology annotation, biological process: regulation of transcription by RNA polymerase II. Bases 731 to 2449 code for a protein of 572 amino acids. Lineage: Eukaryota; Metazoa; Chordata; Actinopteri; Cypriniformes; Cyprinidae. The transcript is spliced from 7 exons. Gene Ontology annotation, molecular function: chromatin DNA binding.
GUUUUCUUUCUGGGGCUGAUAGGGGAGUGGCGAUGGGUGCUCGGGGAGUGGUCGCAUUGAGCCCCACUCUCUCCAUCACAGCUUGAUGUUGGCUGAAGUAAACAGAGACCACUGGCUGUCCAGAGUCCCUCAAGCGUUGUAAUGAAUAUGUAAACACCGCUUCCCAAGUUUCUUGGACUAACGGUGCCAUCGGACAGUAUUAUUCAUGUGUCUGGAGGGCUUCGUUUCAUUUAAUUAGCCAAGCUUUGAGUGGCUAAAGUGUCUCCAGAUCUCCAACUAACCGGCAGCGGUUAAUUUGAAACGUAAAGUGUGGAUUGAUGGAGGCUUUGAAACACUGAGAGCGGGAACAACUUUGUGUUUAAAUCAUCCAGCCACCGAGCUUGUCUGUGAGCGUGUAUCUGAGCGGAGAACAUUAUAGCGGAGUUGCAGUUUGCCGGCUUUCUUUGUGUUGCUUUUCUCCAAGCAUGCUUGAACCUCGCAGCGCAGGAGCAGUUUGAACAUCGCCAAGCCUUCCUCAACAUCCCAAAACUAUGGCCAGCGAUCACUGCUUAUAGAAGAGGAUUACUAAAACUCAUUACAACAUCCUUUUAACCUUUCUCUGUCCCCUUGAGCUGCAUUAAACCCGCGUUGUUCACUGCUUCCCUCUCAUUCACCGCGCCUGGAUUGUUGAAGGACAAGUAAGAGAAAAAUUGCGCCCUUUUCAUAGAGCAGCGCUUCGCCGAGAGGAAACAUGGAUGUAUUUUAUCCGUCUGCCGGAGGGAAUUCUAUUCCUGGAGACCCACAAAACCUGGAUUUUUCCCAUUGCCUGGGAUACUACAACUACAACAAGUUUGGGAAUAACAACUACAUGAACAUGGCUGAUGCCAAUGGAGCUCUAUUAGCAGGAGAUACGUUUCAUACGCCAAGUCUUGGUGAUGAGGAGUUUGAAAUACCCCCCAUCACCCCUCCUCCUGAGACCGAGCCUGGUAUGGGCCUCCAGGAGGUGGACUCACCUUUCCCCGGGCUACCUGUCCACCCCAACUCUCAGCGGGGGUCGUUCACCCCUCAGUUCCCACCCCAGAGCCUGGAGCUGCCCUCAAUCACCAUCUCCAGAAAUAUGAUGGAGCAGGAAGGACAUAUCAACAAUGGACAUCCAGGGGCUGUCGGGCAGACCCAUCUCCGUCAGUACCCUCCAAACCCCACCAUGGUGAUGCGCUCCAUCAUUAGCAUGCAUAACCCCAAUGGCAUGAUGUCACAAAACCAGCUUACCACCAUCAACCAGUCCCAGAUCAACCCACAGCUGGGGCUGAAUAUGACCGGAUCAAACUUUGCUCAUGCGUCCCCAUCCCCACCCGCCAGCAAAUCAGCCACACCCUCUCCCUCCAGCUCUAUUAAUGAAGACGAUCAAGAGGAAGGAAACAGGGUGAUUGGUGAAAAGCGUCCCGCCCCUGACGCAGGUAAGAAGCCUAAGACACCCAAGAAAAAGAAGAAGAAGGAUCCCAAUGAGCCUCAGAAGCCAGUGUCUGCAUAUGCCCUGUUCUUCAGAGACACCCAGGCGGCCAUUAAAGGCCAGAACCCUAACGCCACGUUCGGAGAGGUGUCCAAGAUAGUAGCUUCAAUGUGGGAUGGAUUGGGAGAGGAGCAGAAACAGGUUUACAAAAGCAAAACAGAAGCAGCAAAGAAAGAGUACCUGAAAGCUCUCGCAGUGUACCGUGCUAGCCUUGUGUCAAAGGCUGCCGCAGAGUCAGCGGAGGCCCAGACGAUCCGCUCGGUGCAACAGACUCUCGCCUCCACCAGCUUGUCGCCAGAACUCGUGCUGCCUUCCCCUCUAUCCCAGCACCCCUCGAUGUCUGCCGCGGCACAGGCACUCCAGCAGGCCCUGCCUCGAGCCAUCGCCCCAAAACCUCUGCAAAUGCGUGUCGGCAGCAGCCAGAUUGUCACCUCGGUCACGGUAGCUCAUCAGAACAUGACGGCCGGCGGCGUUCAGUCACAGCUGCUGGGGCAGAUGGGAGCGGGCGGUCCGCAGUCAGGCAUGUCGUCGCAAUUGAGUCCACCAAUGCAGCCCCGGCACGCUUCCAUGCAGCAGCAGAUGCAGCAGCACUUGCAGCACCAUCAAAUGCAGCAGCAGCAAAUGCACCACCAGCAAAUUCAGCAGCAAAUGCAGCAGCAGCAUUUCCAGCAUCACCUGCAGCAGCAGCUUCAGCAGCACCACAUGCAGCAGCAGCACCAACAGAUGCAGCAGCAGCAGCAGCAGCAAAUGCAAAUGCAGCACAUGCAGCACAUGCAGCAGAUGCAGCAGCAUCAAAUGCAGCAGCAUCUCCCGCAGUCGCAGUGUUCGCCCGUGCAGCACUCGCCCGGCACGCCACACUCAGCCUCUCUCGGCAGCCCGCCGCCCCCUCCUGCGUCCCAGCCUCACCCCUCACAGGUACAGGCUCACGCGCAGGUCCUGUCGCAAGUGAGCAUCUACUGAACCAAAAGCCCUCGGACCCACAGUUGCGAGACUCCACGAGAAAGCCAGAGGGAAGUUGUUAUUGAAAAGCAUCGUUACAAGGUUGCUUUUUUAAAGUUGCACUUAAGAAGUGUGUAAGAAAUAUGAAUGUUUUACAAAGAACUGUCCUUUGUUCUAGAUGGAUAUAAGAUAUGUGUUAAAAGGACGAAGCGUCUUAGCUGGAUUUUUUGUCUAUAAGAUAGGCUGAGCUACCGGGAGGUCUGUUGAUAGACUUGAGUGCCCAGUAGUCAUUUGUAUGUAUAUUUAGUUCAUUUGGUUUCUCUCUCUCUCUCUCUGUUGUGGAGUUUAAACUCUGUCAGAGCAUGAUGGCAUGGGAAGAACGUUCAGAGAUGAUCACAGAAACACCUGACGGUUUUAUUUAACAGCUUUAUUUAUAAGGUUGGAUUGGCUUUCACCACCAGACAAAAUAGAAGACCGGAUUUCUGUGGACGGGGAAUUUCUAAAGAAGGCACUGUUUCGCAAAAGAGAUGAACUGAACUGCUACUAAACUGGUCAUCAGAGACAUGCUGUAUGACUCUUGCACUGUCUGGCCAGUGUAUCGUCAAGUCUACCCUCUCUUCUUCCCUUUUCCAUCAUCCUUUUUGCCGUUCCCACGGAUGAAACUGUUUAACAGUCACUGUUGGGAAGCUCUCAAUCAAAUCAUCCUGCUUUUAGAACCAAGUGGUGUUUGACACAUCUCAUGCCGUGUUAUCAAACAGGACAUUUUCAAAAGAUGUAAAACACUCGGCGUUUUGCUGGACUAUUUGACACGCUUCCAUAGAUCAUUUCAGUCAUCACGUCUCCAAACACCUUCUGUGACCUGCUGUAUGUGUUCUUAGGAAAGAGGAGAGAACGUUUUUGGAGUUCUUCUCUGGCCAAAACCCUCAAAAGCGCAUUCACUCCAACAUAUGUAGUAACAGCACUCCAAAAAAACUUCUUCUCUGUAAUUAUCUUUACCUCAGAAGUUUUAUUGAAUAAGUUAUGUUUCUGUUUUUUCUUUUGUGUAAUGAAAACUUAUGUUAUGGGGGGGAAAGCUAAAUUACUGAAUUUAGGCUGUUGGUUUACUGAUUGGGGUAUUUUUAUUUCAUAAUACCCUACAUUUCACAACAAGGGCCGUUAAAUGGGAGUCUUAUCAGUUUUUUUUUUUUACUAUCAUAGAAAGGACAUGGAAGUAUUUUGUGCCAGCUGUAAAAUAAUCAGUGGUAAGAUAAAAGAAAAUGAAGUUGUACAUUUUUCAUACCUCUUGUUGUAAAGUUUUAAUAUGUGAGGCUUUAAAUGCAGACGUUGGCAAGCUGACCUGUCACCUGCUUUAUCUCAUUGUGCUCUUUUCUACUUUUUUUAUGAGUUACAGUAGCAGCAAAUCAUUUGUUUGUAUUUUUGCUUACAUUUCAAAAGUAAUUGCUUUUAAAAACCUGACAGUAAAAUAAAUACAGUUCAUGUCAGUUGAAAACUUCACCUGUUUUUAAACGUCAUAAAUGUCAUUGAUUAAGUUUUAUUUUUGCCGUCCAAAAAAAAAAAAAAAAAAAACA